CCCCCCUUCGCCUUGCCUCUCCCGCUGGACAGCGACGCCCCAGGGACCCCCGGCACCAGCCCUCGCCGCCUGGAGAGCAGCCUGUUGGACACGCUACCGGGCCGGGCCCCGGGUACCCCGCUCAAAGACAACCAGAACAAUCUCAACCUGCCGCCGGCCCCCAGCCUGCCCCAAAGGAGGCCGCCCGGGCUGCGGGGCCCGGCAGAGGGGGACAGGGGAGACCACGACAAACAGCAGGGGGCACGGGGCCGGGCCACCGAAUCCCAGGAGAGAUUUGAAUGCUUGGACUGCCGCAAGUCCUACCACACCUUCUCCGGGCUGGCCAAACACCUCCAGCAGCGCUGCCUGCUGCAGGCCAGGAAGUAUUUCAACUGCAAGUACUGUGACAAGGAGUACAGGAGCCUAGGGGCGCUCAAGAUGCACAUCCGCACCCACACGCUGCCGUGCGUCUGCAAGAUCUGCGGCAAAGCCUUCUCCCGGCCCUGGCUGCUCCAGGGACAUAUCCGAACACACACAGGUGAAAAGCCCUACAGCUGCUCGCACUGCAGCCGCGCCUUCGCCGACCGCUCCAACCUCCGCGCCCACCUGCAGACGCACUCGGAGGUCAAGAAAUACCAGUGUCGGGGCUGCUCCAAAACCUUCUCCCGGGUGUCUCUGCUCUCCCGGCACGAGGAAGCCGGCUGCUGCCCCGCACUGUGACCCCCUGCUGCCCAUGGCUACGAGGGAGCCCACUGUCAGCCUGGGCAUCUCUGGGCGAGCUUCCGGCACCCCGCCACGGGGCAGGCGGACCUGUGCUCGCAUGGGCGAAGGCGCCAGUUGCCGGGGAUGGUGGAGAUCCAACCCUCUUUUCCCAGCUGUGCGUGUUGCGCUAAAUGGCACCUGCUCUGCCAAGGAUGGUGCUGGAGGCCUGGCAAACUCGUGGCAGGAAUGACUUGUGUGGAAAGGGAGAAGAGACUCUUCCAGGCCAGCGCGGAGCUGUGGGGCGGGAGAACUGGAUCACCCCCAAACCCCACGCUGCUUCCUCUCUGCUCGCCGGCCUGGAAGCACCGUUUGUCUGCACUGUCCAGGGUUCCAAGCACAGCCCGGCCUGGGGGUGGGGGGAAUAGCCUCUAGUCAUUUCUGCCCCCCAUCCUUUGCAUCAAGGGCUGGGGGGUGGUCCCAUGCAACUCGCCUGCCUCUCCCCUGCCACCCCUGCGCCGUGUCCGGUCCCCACCUGCAUGCUGCCGCUGUGGCUGCCCAGGUGGGAUCUUCUGCUGGGUUGGGUUUGAUUGCCUGGUGUCCAAUAAAAAAAUAAAACCCACAGCCUGCACAGGGAGCGUGGUCUUGCUGCCCUAGGAGCGCUCGUGAAAAGGGUGCAGGCUGCUUCCUGCUCCACCGUGGUGACGUGCUCCCACCCAGCCUCAGCACUCACCUGAGCCGGGGUUAUUGUAUGGGUGCAGCAGCUAAGACCCCCCGUCUUGGGGCAGGGUCCCAUUGCACUAAGCGCUGAAAAAACCCAGCGUCCGGCCUAAGGAUCUGACCGGCAGCGGGGGCUGGAGCCGGGAUGCAGAAACAAGGAGACGACAGAGGUUGGCAGCCGGGGAGCCGGCUGGCGGGGGCUGUGCAGACACAGCAGAGGAAUUGCUUCUGGGCGGUCUGGCUUAUCGCUCCCCCGGGCGUCUGCGUCUCCCCCUUCGGGGCGUGGCCUGGUUGCCCGUGGACCCAGGCGUGUCCUCCAGCCCCCCAACGCGCCCUGGCGCUUGCGUUGCCAGGCGCUGCUGGAGGGCGGCUCCCAGCCCUGCAAUCUCGGCUGGUGCUCGGGGCUUUUUUAAGGGCCUUGU
Molecule: messenger RNA, 1820 nt
Organism: Pelodiscus sinensis (Chinese soft-shelled turtle)
Lineage: Eukaryota; Metazoa; Chordata; Testudines; Trionychidae
Source: RefSeq, a predicted model, not a curated record